Funneliformis mosseae is the source of this 176-nucleotide messenger RNA. The record is from the annotation of a GenBank genome assembly. Lineage: Eukaryota; Fungi; Glomeromycota; Glomeromycetes; Glomerales; Glomeraceae.
UUUUUGAAGAACAACCAACUAUUUUUGUUAAAGCUAUUGAAGUUAAAGCAAUCAUUCAAAAUCAGCAAUUUUGGUAUGAUGUUGAACAAUUAAAAACGAUUUUAUGUCUUGCAAAGAAUGCUAUAAAGGCUCUUAAAUUUACUACAACUACAUUAGCUGAUUGCUUUUUAAAUUAA